ACGACUGACGGGGCGGCGGGGACAAUACUCCACCGCACGGAUGGGCCGCAGUUGUUGUGCCACGGCCUCCACCUGCGGCUCUUCUUGGUGCCGAAGCGACCACCGCGGAUAUUCGGUCGGGCACCAGCAUGCCCACUGGCGACUUCUACGAGCAAUGCCUCACCCCUUUCCCCGCCGCUGGCACCACGCUUCGGUGCGUCGCGGGCCAGUGAGCGAAGUGCAUCGCAGAUGUGGUUGACAUCCAUCGCGCCUACGGCACGCGGGAAGAAUGUAGUCGCCGCAUCAAGCGAACACCAGCAGCGAUUAAGGAGAGCCACACGUCGUCUCACCCCUACACGCGUCGCAAAGUCGAAAUGA
Trypanosoma grayi is the source of this 357-nucleotide messenger RNA. RefSeq lists its product as hypothetical. NCBI's taxonomy places the organism in Eukaryota, Euglenozoa, Kinetoplastea, Trypanosomatida, Trypanosomatidae. The record is from RefSeq and is a predicted model, not a curated record. The annotation marks the transcript as partial. The transcript has a single exon.